AUGCAAUCCAUUAGCAACAAUAAAGCAAACACAUUGUGCAAUUUGUCGGACAAUAUAUCAAAACUAUCUGAUUGUUUAUCAAGUUUACCGAAUACAACAGAAUUACAAUUUCUUGAUGAAUCACAAGUUUUACAUGCUUCUUUCCGAGUGGCGGCGGAAUCAGUAACACAACUUUAUAAAACAGCCUUUCAGCAAAAAAAUAUUGGAUAUGAACAAUGUUUAAAAGAUUUAUUGGAGUUUAUCGAAUCUCAUCCAAAUGUUCAGCAAAGACAACAAUUAGGAACUGACGGACGUGAUGCUAUCAUAUCGGUUGAUGAUUUGAUAAAAUUUAUGCAUCUCAAAAAAGAACAACUCUCUUCUUUAUCAAGAAGAUCUCGUGACGAAUCUUCAACUGCUCUUCCUUUAUCAAACACUACUGAUAAUAAUAAUCAAAAUAUUCAACAUGAAAUAGAUAGAUUGGUGCCAAGUCAAGAUGAUAGUAAAAGAUGA
Messenger RNA from Entrophospora candida, 489 nucleotides. The record is from the annotation of a GenBank genome assembly. Lineage: Eukaryota; Fungi; Glomeromycota; Glomeromycetes; Entrophosporales; Entrophosporaceae.